GGAUCUAUCAAGUCCGAGGCGUUUAUUGAACCAUGGAGAUCAUCUCAACUGAGAUCCGCUAGGAGAGACCUCUCCAACAAGACGACUCACGACAUCCCUGACGCUCAAUCAAUCCGAUUGCGAGCAUGGCGAGACGACUAUUCUGGCUGGCCCUCGUAGCCGAUAUCCUGGGGCGACAGGCCGCCACCGCUCAACGUUUACUGGUCUCCGAAAAUGGAGACACCACGCCAAUACCUCACUGGGACCUUCAAUCUUCAUCCGAGACCAGUGAGGAUCUUGCGUUCCUGGCGCAGGCUGGAGCGGACACCUCGUCCUGGCACCAUGUUCCCGUCUCGAAGUGCACACUCAUGGGAUGUCUGCUCCAUAUCGGAGUCUACGACGACGACGAACUAUGGUUCUCCAAUAACCUCGAAUCCUUUGAUUGGCGUCAAUUUACCGUGCCUUGGGUUUAUCGUCACGAGUUUUCCCUCGCCCCUGAGGCCGGACAACACUACUUCUUGCAGACUCAUGGCAUCACGUCACGCGGAGAUAUCUACCUCAACGGCGAGCUGGUUGCCGACAGGGAGUUUCAAUCGGGCUCCUACUCGGGACAUGAGUACGACAUCACGUCUUUGGUCGUCGAGGAGAACGCCCUCCUGAUACAGGUCCAUCCCACCAGUUACUAUCACGACCUUGCCCUUGGCUUCAUUGACUGGAACCCCAGUCCGCCCGAUAAUGGGACCGGUCUCUGGAGGCCUGUAACACUGAAGCAGACGGGUGGCGUUUCACUUGGGCCCCUCAGUGCCCUUGUCUCCGUCAACCCCGGCUCCGUCACACUUCGAGCUACUGUCAGGAAUUUGGAGGACGAAGAAGUGGAAGUCUCUGUGCGAGCUGUCAUCUCCGAGCCGGGAGGCUUCGCCCGCCACAUAGUCGAUCAAACAGUGCCACUUGGUCCCGGCGAAUCCCAGGUCGUCGAGUUCAACAAGACCUUUGAGGAUCCAAAGACCUGGUGGCCGAAGCAGUGGGGAGAACAGCCGCUGUACUCGGCGACAUUAUCAGUGUCUGUCGACGACAUCCUCUCGGAUACAGUGCAACAGAAAUUUGGGUUGCGAACCGUCACAUCCAAGGUCGAUAAAGAUGAUGACAUCGUCUUUUCCAUCAAUGGACGUCCGUUUCAGGUCAUCGGUGGAGGAUAUAGUGCGGAUAUGUUCCUCCGAUUUGAUCCUGAACGGUUCGAGGCCAUUGCCAAGUACAUGCUCGACAUGGGUCUGAACACCAUCCGGCUUGAAGGGAACAAUGAGCAGCCCGAGUUGUACGAAAUCGCCGACCGCCUGGGACUGAUGGUCAUGGCCGGCUGGGAGUGCUGUAACAAAUGGGAAUCCUGGGAGUACAACCGGGAGCUGGCCAUCGAUACGCCGGACUACUGGGACGAGAGGGACUACGCAGACGCCAACGCAACCAUGUACCACGAAGCUCAGAUGCUCCAGACACAUCCUAGCAUGCUCGCCUUCCUGAUCGGCAGCGACUUUUGGCCGGAUGACCGCGCCACGAAGAUCUACGUCGACGCCCUGCGGCAUUCCAACUGGCAGCUACCCAUCGUGCCCGCCGCGAGCAAGCGAGGAUAUCCAGAGCUUCUGGGACGAUCAGGGAUGAAGAUGAACGGGCCUUAUGACUGGGUACCACCCAAUUACUGGUACGACACCGAACCAUCCGAGGAUCGACUCGGCGCAGCAUUCGGCUUCGGUUCAGAACUGGGCGCCGGCGUCGGCACCCCCGAGAUGGGAAGUUUAAAAAAAUUCCUCACCGACGAGGACAUGGAUGACCUCUGGCUCCGACCCAACAAGGGGCUCUAUCACAUGUCCACCAACGUCUCGCAAUUCUACAACCGCAGAAUCUACAACGAGGGUCUAUUCAACCGAUACGGUCCUCCAAAGUCUCUGGAAGAUUAUCUCCGAAAAGCACAAAUCAUGGACUACGAAGCCAUCCGUGCGGAACACGAAGCCUUCGCAUCGAGGUGGAGCACCGGCCGCAUUGCCACGGGCAUGAUCUACUGGAUGCUGGUAAACGCCUGGCCCAGCCUGCAUUGGAAUCAGUUCGACCACUACCUGCAUCCCGCGGGUACUUACUUCGGCAGCAAGGUCGGGGCUAGGAUCGAACACGUGUCGUACAACUACGUCGACAGGGGCGUCUGGCUCAUUAACCGCUCGCUGGACCGAAGCGGUCCCCGAACCGUCACUGUUGAGGUGGUUGAUCUCCACGGCAACGAGGUGGCUAGCGAGACGUACGCCGCCGAGACGGUGCCGAACGUCGCUUCGAGGGUUGCUGACGUCCCGGGACUGGGAAACACAACGGACGUCGUAUUCAUCCGUUUGGUGCUGCGCGACAGUGAGAGCGAGAUACUUAGUCGGAACGUCUACUGGAUCGCACCGAGCGUGGAUCAGCUUGACUGGGGAAGCUCGACGUGGUAUUACACUCCGGUCGCGAGGUUUUCCGACUACUCUUCCCUCUUUGACAUGCAACCUGCCUCCAUUGAGACUGCGGUUACCGUGUCAAAGGAGGAGGGAGACGGUUCUUGGACGCACACUGUGGUUUUGGAGAAUACGUCGACCGUCCCGGUGUUCUUUAUCCGUCUGAAUGCUAUUGAUGAGGAUGGUCAGGAUGUCAACCCCGUGACGUGGUCAGACAACUAUGUCACGCUGUGGCCGAAGGAGAAGCUGGAGCUCAGGGUCAAUGAUUGGGGUGGUGAUGCGGCAGUUGUGCAUAUCGACGCCGCCAAUGCUCCUUCGACGUCGCUGGCACUCAGGUAGAAGAAGCCUGCGAUAAUGCUAAACAUGUUUUGAUGGGAAGGGCCAUCACCGCUACACUUUCUGAACGCCGCCGCCGAC
Sodiomyces alkalinus F11 is the source of this 2864-nucleotide messenger RNA. RefSeq names its product glycoside hydrolase family 2 protein. Gene Ontology annotation, biological process: carbohydrate metabolic process. Gene Ontology annotation, molecular function: hydrolase activity, hydrolyzing O-glycosyl compounds. The transcript has 5 exons. NCBI's taxonomy places the organism in Eukaryota, Fungi, Ascomycota, Sordariomycetes, Glomerellales, Plectosphaerellaceae. The coding region runs from base 126 to 2786 and encodes 886 amino acids. The record is from RefSeq and is a predicted model, not a curated record.